Messenger RNA from Rhagoletis zephyria (snowberry fruit fly), 1262 nucleotides. RefSeq lists its product as uncharacterized. The record is from RefSeq and is a predicted model, not a curated record. Lineage: Eukaryota; Metazoa; Arthropoda; Insecta; Diptera; Tephritidae.
CCUUCUCUUUUUGUAAAGAAUUAGGACCAGUAAAAAUUGNUAAAUAUUCUCAAACGGAUAAAGUAGUUUGUCGAAUUUUUAAAGUAUUGGAAAAUUUAUUUGAACUUCCACUGGAAUCAUACUCUGGAUUAGGUAUUGUCUUAGCAAGUCAGUUAAGCGAUGAAGAAAUUGAAGUAACAAAAGAAUCGCUUGAACAUAAAUACUUUUGCAUUCCACGUCAAGGGCACUUCAUACUUAUUCCGCUUCUGCAUCAACUUUUCCACGAAUUUUCAAACUAACAUGUUUUAAUUUGAAAAAACAAAUAUAUUGUACAUAAUAUUUUUUUUUCAUGCAAAUACGUUAAUAUAUAUGUAUAUAUAUUAUCUACAAUCAACCCAGCAAUGGCAUCGACACAAGUAAAAGGUUCAAAAAUCAUGAAGCGGAAGUACGAUCGUGAACAUGUUAAGGACGAACACACAACACCGACAACCGACAACACACCAAUUGAGAACGCACCAACCGAUGACGCGUCAACCGGAUUUACAGUCGAUUCCGAGUACUUUGAAAAUGUAUUGAGGCUAUUGAGAGAAGUAGUAGAGAAGCAAAACCAGCUGGAGCAAAGAUUAAACAAUGAAAUGGUCACAAAAGCGGAGUUUGCUGCCCACAACAAAAUGUUGUCCGAAAUGAAGGUAGCAACAAAAAAAUAGAGGUAUGUGUCUGCAAGAUGACAGGCGAAGCUAGCGACCCAAUAAUGGACGAAAUAGCCAGUAUGAUGCCUAUGGCGACGAUGGCCGCCGUACUCGAAGUGGAGGAAAAGUUGACGGACCCUAACUACACCCAAGCUAUGGUAUUGACUUGAACACUUCAAUCUGAAAUUUAAAAUUUUUAAUCAUGUUCAUAUUUCAGAAAACGUAUCUCCUCAAAAUAAAAGCUGUCUCUGACGACGUUGACGUUGUUGUCAAACAUUUGUUUACAGACAAAUUGUUAUAUAGUUUCAACUGGGAGGGUAAGUGACAAAAGCGUGCCCUGGCGGAGCUGACUUUGGUUGACAAAGGGCUAAGUGGUAUAUCAUCUACAUUAUUAAAGAUGUCUGCAUUUUCUUAACUUUCUCCUUUUUCCUUUACAGAUAUUUACAAAACGCUUGGCGUUGCCGGCUUUGAAAAAAACAUGAGAAAAUCGGUUGGGCUCAGUCACAAUCGAUUGAGACAAAAAAAAUUUCUAAAAAACUAAAAAAAAUUGCCUUUUUCUAUAUUCUUAUUAUUCCUUUUUCUUAUUGUUCCUGU